Thlaspi arvense is the source of this 1608-nucleotide messenger RNA. Lineage: Eukaryota; Viridiplantae; Streptophyta; Magnoliopsida; Brassicales; Brassicaceae. The record is from the annotation of a GenBank genome assembly.
AUGUUUUACCUUAACAAUGCAGAUACCGUUCCUCCCACUGCAUACAUUACAGCAGCGACAUCUUAUACAAAUAGUUUUAAUGUUCCCGUAAAUAUUUCUUUCAGCAAGCCAUGUACUGGUGGAGGCGGUUUCAGAUGUUCCUCCACGGAUACCUGCAAUCUUCUUGUCUAUGGUGCUGGUCAAGUUGUACCUACUACACUCAACAUCAUUGAGCCUGGCCUUGAAUAUUCUCUUACUGUAAGUUUGUAUUCAAGUAUACAAUAUGGACGAGUAAUUUUAGUCAUGGACAGAAACUUCUGUACAGAUCUAGCCGGAAAUAAAUUUACAAGAACGGAAAAAUCACAUUUGUUUGUACGUUUUGAUAGAAGAAGCGUCUUUGUCAACAUAAGGACUCAUGUCCCAGAGCAGCUAAUUCAACUUAAUGGUGAAACUAGAACCGUACAGGCUACUAAUAACCAUGAAAACCUAAAAGUGGAAGAUCUAUCUACUGUUUCCAUAGUCACAAUCAGCCUCAAUUCUAGCUUAAUAAUUAGCAGACAGGGCACUGCAGUUUCUCCUGUUGCUCCAGUUACCUUUCUUUUUGAUUCUCAGAGGCCUUCAGUGAGGUUGACAACAAUAUCUAGCACAAGGAAAAGAGCGAGCCAUAAUUCGGUGUUGAUAAAGUUCACAAAGCCUGUAUUCGGCUUCAACUCUUCCUAUUUAUCGAUUAGUGGAGGGCAUUUGUAUAGCUUUCAAGAAGUGAGCAGGAGCAUAUAUGUUGUACAGACCAAAGCAUACAAUUACACUGUGUCCAUUAGUAUUCCUGAGAACGUUACAGAAGAUGUUGCUGGAAACAAAAAUAUGCCAUCCAAUAUUCUACAAGUGAGGCACAAUUUUGUGCCUGUGGUAUCUGUUCUUUCCACAAUUGCAUCUGUUUCUUUCGUGGUGACAGCAAUAGUAGCCGGGCUUCUGACUCUUUCAACUGCUAGCCUUCAAUCCAUUGGGGCAUUUUCAGUACCAUCUUCAUCGUUGACAUCUGAUCCUGCAAGGAAUCUUUUUAGAAUAGCAUGCCACAUUCAAGUUUUUGCACUGUCUAGAUGGCUGGCUGUGACCUUGCCAAUCGAGUACUGUGAAUUUGUUCGAGGCUUACAAUGGAGUAUCCCCUACUUCAGUCUCCCUUGGGAAAAGAGGCAAAUUCAUCCUUUUCCGGUCAGCUCAAAUUCUACUACUCCACAUUCAUACUAUUCCGAAAUUCACAGGCCCGAGUCUUUUAAGAAUGUGGAAUCACAAGCGGCAAAUUCAUAUGUAGCUGCUUCGAUUUAUGGGUUGCCACUGACUGCCAUGGAGUACAGAUCAUUUUUCGAGAGCCACAAUAUUAAGCCAGAAGCUGAAUCUUUAAUGGAACCACAUAAUUCAAAUGGGUGGAGAGAUUUCGAGAGAAACAUGUUUUGGUUAGCCGUUAUUGGCGGAAGCUUGAUCCUCCUGCAUGUCUUGCUUCUGUUAAUUCUGAAGCUGAGGAAGAAAAACACUGAAAACGAGAACAGUUAUGGAGCACUCCUUUUCCAAGAUUUGAAAUAUUUCUUCUUAUUCUUGCAAUACCCGCUAUUUGUCAAGGCUCAGCAACUCUAA